AUGGGAUGGAAAGAGGCAAUGACAGAAGUUGGAGCACUCAAGGGUUGGGAAGUGAAGAAAGUUGCGGAUGGGCAUCAAGGAGAACUAAUAAAGAUGAUUGUUCAAACAGUGUUGUUGGAGUUGAAGAAGAAAUGCAUGGUUAUAACCGACAACUUGGUUAUGAUGGAAGAUCAUCUGAAUGAAAUGACGAGAUUAUUAAAUGUUGGCUCCAAUGAUACACGGAUUGUUGGUAUCCAUGGCAUGGGUGGUAUUGGCAAGACAACUAUUGCCAAGUGCACCUACAACAAGCUUUUCCAACACUUUGAAUGUUGUAGCUUCCUUGCAGAUGUUCGGGAAAAGGUGCAACAAUACAAUGAUCUUGUUGGUUUGCAGAAACAACUUCUCACUGACACUCUUAAAUGUUGCUCUGACAUUACUGAUAUUAACAGUGGAAUCAGUGCUAUCAAGCUUCGAUUUCAAGAAAAGAAUGCCCUCGUGGUUCUUGAUGAUGUGAAUGAAAAGUCUCAAUUUGACUGGCUUGUGGGAAAUCGUGAUUCCUUUGGCCCAGGAAGUAGGAUCAUAGUUACAACUAGAAACAAGGAUGUUUUAAAUACUCUUGAAGUCGAUGAGACUUAUGAACCGCCAUUGAUGAACCAUGAGCAAUCUCUUCAACUUCUCAGCAUUCAUGCUUUCCAAAAAAAGUUCCCUCCAAUAGACUAUGAUAGUAUCUCUAAAGAGAUUGUAUUGGUUUCUGCAGUGCUUCCUCUAGCUCUUGAGGUUAUAGGUUCUUUUCUAUGGAAGAAGAAGGAAGCGAUAUGGACAGAUACAUUAAAGAAGUUGAAAAACAUACCAGAUGAUCAAGUCCAGAAAAGGUUGAGAAUAAGUUAUGAUCAAUUAAACCAUGAGCAACAGCAGAUAUUUCUUGAUAUUGCAUGUCAUUUUAGUGGGAUGGAUAAAACAUAUGCAUUUUAUAUGUGGGAUGAUUGUGGCUAUUACCCAGAGAAGGAAAUUAAUGCUAUGUGUCUCAUGUCUCUAGUAAAAAUAAUAAAUGUUAAUGUGUUGACGAUGCAUGAUCAACUUAUAGAUCUCGGUAGGGAAAUCGUCCGUCAAGAAGAUUUUGAAAAUCCAGGAAUGCGUAGCAGGUUAUGGGAUAAAGAGGAAGCCUUGGAUGUCCUGGAGGGAGAAAUGUUGCUGGGAACUGAAAAGAAACUAGUCAUACUGGAUCUAUCAAGGAGUGGCAUCACAGAGAAGUGGAAGGGUUGGAGCCAAAUUAAGAUGGCAAAUAAGUUAAAAGUGCUCGACAUUUCUUGGAAUCAUAUAAGCAAGUUACCUGAUGAAAUUUGGAUGUUAGAGAUACUGGAAGUUCUAAGAGCCUCAUCUUGCAACUUGAAGGGUAACAUUCCUAGUUGUAUUGAGAGAUUAUCAUCUUUGAGAAAGUUGAAUUUUGGUCAUAAUUAUAUUCAAAGCCUACCAACAAGUAUUUGCAAGCUUUCUUGCCUCCAAACACUUGACUUAGGUUGCGGCUGUAAUAUCCAAGCACUGCCAGAGCUUCCCUCGAGUUUAGAAAUUCUGCAUGUCACUUUGUACCCUAAGAGAAAUUUGCAUGUGAAACUUGCAAAUCUGGUUAAUCUACAGGACCUGCGACUUUCUUGGUGCAGUAUGAACCUUGUGGAGAUUCCCAGAUAUAUUGAGAAAAGAUCAAAACUGCAGAUAUUAGAAAUGGAAAAUACCAACAUUAGGACCCUACCGAAAGAGAUUGGUGCCCUUUUGUCCUUAUUGACAAUUUUGACCAUAGAAGAGUGCUAUAAGCUGACAGAGAUUCAAGGGCUUGGGAAACUAGAAUCGUUGACACAUUUGACCAUACGAGGUUGCCACAAGCUGAAAGAUGUUCAAGGACUUGAAAAUCUAAAAUCGCUGGCAAGUUUGUCUAUAACUGCGUGCAAAGAAAUAGCUGAAAUUGAUCUGCUUGAACCUUCGGCACCUCUAGUGUCCUCAUUGACAAUUUUGACCAUAGAAGAGUGCUAUAAGUUGACAGAGAUUCAAGGGCUUGGGAAACUAGAAUCGUUGACACAUUUGACCAUACGAGGUUGCCGCAAGCUAAAAGAGGUUCAAGGACUUGGAAAUCUAAAAUCGCUGGCAAGUUUGUCUAUAACUGCGUGCAAAGAAAUAGCUGAAAACCUUCGGCACCUCUAA
Cornus florida is the source of this 2172-nucleotide messenger RNA. RefSeq names its product disease resistance protein L6-like. The transcript is spliced from 7 exons. Gene Ontology annotation, molecular function: ADP binding; protein binding. Gene Ontology annotation, biological process: defense response. Bases 1 to 2172 code for a protein of 723 amino acids. NCBI's taxonomy places the organism in Eukaryota, Viridiplantae, Streptophyta, Magnoliopsida, Cornales, Cornaceae. The record is from RefSeq and is a predicted model, not a curated record.